Messenger RNA from Oppiella nova, 591 nucleotides. The record is from the annotation of a GenBank genome assembly. NCBI's taxonomy places the organism in Eukaryota, Metazoa, Arthropoda, Arachnida, Sarcoptiformes, Oppiidae.
AUAUAUUUUUUGCUGGUAUUCCCGGUAGCCGUGGGUACGACUGUAUUGGGCUAUCAGAUACUGUUCGGCCUAUUCAUGGCUUAUACGACAAACUUUGUGUUUCUCAUACCUGUGUCCACAUCCGUAUGCGCUCUCCGGCGGUUAGGUCUGUCCCUAUCGUACGCCAUAAUAAUUAGCGGCCUAUUAGUGAAAGUGUUAAACACGUGGCGACUAAUGGUCAUCAAAAACCAAUCACAACCCCUACGGCUGUCCUCCCCCACGGCACUGGUGUUUAUAUCGGGGGGACUGGUAUUCCUGCAGCUCAUACUCACCACAAUAUGGCUGUUCAGUUACGCCCCACACCCGGGCCUAUACGACGGCCUCUGGAAGUGUUCGCCAAACAAGUCGUUUGUUUUGUGGGACUCAGAGAUAAUUGUCUCACUUUUAUAUGUCAUUCAAUUACUACUCAUUACCUUAUUCUUCGCCGCCCUUACCUUCAAGUGUUACGACCAGAACCGGGAGCCCAGGUUUAUUAUGGCCUGUGCCCUGUGCACCAUUGCCGUCUGGGUCACCUGGCUCAUUGUCGAGUUGCCGACCCCUCCCUGUCCAUAG